This is a messenger RNA of Cryptotermes secundus, 4505 nucleotides long. Its product is annotated as hexosaminidase D. The transcript is spliced from 8 exons. The coding region runs from base 251 to 2089 and encodes 612 amino acids. Gene Ontology annotation, biological process: carbohydrate metabolic process. The record is from RefSeq and is a predicted model, not a curated record. Lineage: Eukaryota; Metazoa; Arthropoda; Insecta; Blattodea; Kalotermitidae. Gene Ontology annotation, molecular function: hexosaminidase activity.
UGGUUUUACUGUGGUUGUAGUAACUUACGGAAGUGGAGGGGAUUUUUAAGUUUAUUGUUAUGUUACAAUAACAGUGAUGUUAUUGAUUUCGAUAUUAUGAUUUGAUAUUACUGGAUCUGUGUAUUCAGAUAACACUGAUUCCUAUAAAGUUUAUAAAAUGUAUAAAGUAAAAAUCUGAAGAUGCAUUGAUCCUUUUUUAUGUAUAAAAUAUAAGUAACCUAACUAGGGAGAGGUUAUGUUGUGACAAAAUAUGUUGUGGAGAAUGCGUGGUAGAACGCAAGUAACUGUCAUUGCAUUGACGGUUGCUACCUUAAUCUUAAUUUUGUAUAGAAUGUCGACAAAUGAUAUUGGAGCAUCCAUUAUUACGAGGGAAAGGCAUGGCCGUUUGAUCAACGUGGAUGGCUUUAAUGAACUGUCAGCAAUGACACAGAAGCUAGAACAAAUUUCAAAGCAUCAAGAAUAUGAAGCCCGCAUAAUGGCUGAUAUUGAAGGACGAGGAGGAUCCGAAGAUGACAGGCAGGGCAGGAGGCUUAUGUUCCCAAACAGUCACAUUCUGCAUUCUAAUGAAAAUCAUGCAGACAACAUGAAAGAAGAUUCAGGCAGUUCAUGGAACAGUGGUAUACACCCAUUCAGAGGCUACCGAAUAGUCCACUUGGAUCUUAAAGGGGCACCCCCAAGAAUCUCCUACUAUGAAGACUUCUUUCCUUUGAUACAUAACUUGGGUGCAACAGGCAUUCUUAUAGAAUAUGAAGACAUGUUCCCAUUCAGUGGACCACAACUGCAGGAUUUACCUGCAUAUAAUGCAUAUUCAAAGUCAGACAUUCAACAUAUUUUGCAACUAGCAGCAGACAAUGGAUUGGAAGUAAUUCCACUGAUUCAGACUUUUGGCCAUCUGGAAUUUUUGCUGAAACUACAAAAAUAUAAUGAACUCCGUGAAGUGCAAAAGUACCCACAGGUGAUAUGCCCAACUCAUAAUUCUACGUUUGAAUUACUGACAGCCAUGAUUGACCAAGUAGUGGCUCUGCAUCCUGAUAUUAAAUACCUUCACAUUGGUUGUGAUGAAGUUUAUUAUCUUGGAGAAUGUGUCCGUUGUGGCUUGUCUAUGGUGGACCACCAGUGGAGCAAAAAACAGCUGUUUCUACAUCAUGUCAGUCGACUGGCAAAGUAUGUGCGGGAUAGAUAUCCAAGAGUAACACCACUAACAUGGGAUGAUGAAUUCCGAGAACUGACUGCACCAGAACUAGUGGAGUGGGGCAUUGCCAAAUUGCUGGAACCUGUGAUAUGGAAAUAUACGCCGGAUGUUACUAGUUACAUUCCACCUGAGGUGUGGGACAAGUAUGCUGCUGUAUUUCCAGCUGUAUGGAUUGCAAGUGCUUUCAAAGGGGCUACAGGAUCAGAUAAAUAUAUUACUGAUAUCAGUUAUCAUUUGGAAAAUCAUCAGUCUUGGAUGGAUAUCGUUUCUUCAUAUUCAAGUCAACUGAAAUUUAAAGGAAUUUUUAUUACUGGGUGGCAGCGAUAUGACCACUUUUCGGUGUUGUGUGAGUUGCUACCUGUUGGAAUCCCGUCUUUAGCAGUGAACCUGGCUUUCAUCCAGUCUGAAAGCAGAGGUACAGCAUUAAUACCACAACGAGUACUAGACAUACUGAAAUGUGAUGGAUCAGUACCAAUGAGCCCAGGUGCCGGACGAACCAGAUGCAGUUUUCCUGGUGCUGCAAUUCUAGAGGCUGUAGAACGUCUGUAUAUGCUACACCUCAAUGUGGAACGGAUGCUGGGAGAUUCAACAGUGAAAGGCUGGAUGACUUCCUACAACAUAGAUCAUGGUUUCUCAAGCCCAUCUCAUGUAGAACAUGCAACAGGAGAGCUGGACCGAUGCAAAAUGGAAUUGACAUACGUAGAACGGGAUAUGCGAUCAGCAAUGUCUGACGUAUAUGAUAGAUACACAAUUGCUGAAUGGAUAUCCACAUUCCUGCAGCCAUUGGAUACACAGCUUCAGUCAUUAUGGGAUGCUCGGGAAAAGCUUCUGUCACGUACGCACUGGCCAAAGCGUCCUCUUGAGAUCUUAAAGCCAUCUGUUGCCCAAAAUGUAUAGCUGUACAUUAUCAGGAAAAGAAAUGGAGAUUGUCCAUAUUGUCAUUAACAGUAUCAUCGUCAUCAUAAUCAUGGAACACACCAGUCAUGGGCAUCAGGGUGUUAUUAUAUGACUGGUCAUCAAUUUUAUUUCAACGCGACUCGCUUACAAGUAAACAUGGAUCUUUAUACAGAAGAACUGCUUCUGUUUUAGUGAGCUGUAAUGUGAUUCUGAAGGAUCCGUAUGUAUGGGAUGGGUGAAGUUUGUGUUAUUUCCUUCAAAUAAUGUCAACUAGAAAUGUGGAUUGCUGGAUUAUGUUAUGCAGCAAAAAAGAAAAAGAUGAUUACACAGCUUGUCAUCGAAUAGGUUGUUCUAGUAAUGUCUGGGACUUGUGUUUGGGGGAUACUUGGUUUGAAUCUCAGCCAAGACAUUGACUGUCCUGACUGAAGUUUUCUGUGAUUUUCAUCAGUCUCCAGGGAAAGGCCUUAAUUAAGUCACUUCUGCUUCCUUUCAAAUAUUGGCACUGUUGUGAAAGAACCCACAAAAAGAAUACACAGCAUAAACACAUACAAGGAGACUAUAAAUCUUCAUAUUCACCACUGUGAGAACAUCAGAUCUAAGCCAGCAUUAGACACAGUGUGACCAUUUACCUGUUAUGCAACUGGAUGCAUUGUUCAGUACCAGUAUAUUCAACUUAGAACUUAUUUCUUGUCAUUUUUAUUGCUUUUUACAUUAAAUCUGGAGAAAAAGUCUUAGAUCUAUGUUUUACAUUAUUUUUUCUGGGAUGCUGCAUAAAUAAUGGUAUGGCUGUAUGCAUAUUAUUGGUAAUUAAAAUACCUUUGUCAAAAAAUGCUGUACAAAGUUAAAUAAGACAUGUUUCUAGUUGACAGGAUUUGGAUGUCACUUGUGUUAUUAGUGAUAUUAGCAGAUGUAUAUUGUUCUAUACUAGGGUGUUGUGGAAUUCUUAUUUGGAAUUAUGUGUGGUUGUAUUUUAAAAUAUAUAUAUAUACUCACUGGUUCAUUUUUUCAAGGGUUACACCUGGAAAGAUGGUGAUUUAUUUUUGAGAUUAAUGUCUUCUGGUAUGUGAUUAUAUGUAGGUCACUAGAUAGUUUCCUAAAAACAAUGGUACCUAUCUAUCAAAUAAUACAAUGUCACAUUCUAGAAAACAGAAUCCUGAUAGUCACUGCUGUGAUAACCUCAGAUCAUGUGGUUUCCUUUUAGAAGAUGUAGUGUCUCUUUAUUGGGAAUGUUUAGCUGUACACAGAAAUGGUAACUUGCAGUAGUUUCCACAACAUCUUAUUGUAACUUAAGAGGUUGCACAAAAAUCUUACAAAACUGUAGGAUGGCAAAGUAAUGUUGUGUUCUGUUUUCAAUUUACCAGUAGAUAUGAAUUUGAAUUGUGAUAACGUGUGGGUUGAAAACAGAUUUUUAUGUUGAUUUGAUUUUAUAUUAAUACAGUUACUGCCAAAGAGUGGUAGUUUUUAAAUGAUUCUGUAUGUACUAAAUUUUUGUAACAUAUUCUAGUAUUAUCUAACUAUGUUUAGUUUUUACUACAGGCAUGUUGUUAUGAAUUUGACUCAGAUGCAUGUGAGGCAAAUAUUUGAAUGAGUAUCAGAACUUUAUUCAGUGUCAAAAUGUUUCCAUGAAACCCCAGAUUCCACAGCAGUUAUAUAUUAUGUAAUAUAUGUUAAAAGUACAAACACUCUAACAUACUUUUCAUGUUAUUUAGACUGGCAGAGAAAAGAGGAAGCUGAAUAAGAAUGAAAAUGCAAACAACCCAAAAUUAUGUUAUUUUUAUAUUCUCAGUGAUUACAGGUACAAUAAUAUCACAGUAUAGUAUCAUGUGGAACAGGAAAAGAUGUUCGCUUUACUUUCCUGUGUAACUUGUCACAUUCUGCUGCAAGAGGUCAUAAUAUGUGGAUGAUGCCAUGAUAGAAAUAGGUAAGGCAGGGGAGAGAUAAAAGUCGAGUAUGUGCGCCAACAUACCUUUCUGUAAUCUUUCAGUUAAUUUAACAAGCAGUGUAAAAUAAGAGAGAAAAUAUAUAUGAAUGAAUGCUUCUUCCCCUCCCCUCCCAGAUGUAACAGAGGGGAAGCAAUAUCUUCUUUAAAAUAUUAUGCUUCCAACAUUUUGUCAGGCAGAUAAGCUUUUAAAAUGUCAAAAGUCACCAGUACAGCUGAAGUUUGACUCUACCAAUUAUUUUUAUUCAUGUUUUACGGAGAAAUGGUAUGAUAGUGUGAUGUACCACUAUAUACUGCCAGUAAUAAGGCCUGAAUGUAGGUAGUUUUGAAACAAAUUAAUCUGCACACUGAUAAUCAAGGGUACAGUGUGACCCCCUGUUUAAGAUUUCUCUGGGGAGCAAUGGACAUGAACACUACAAUUAAAGAAAAUCCUAAAUGUAGGAAAUUUAACACUGGUAGAGACUUGGGAUCCUUAAA